AGAACUUUCUCUACCUGCUGCUCUGGCACGUUAUCCCAUUUUUCCAAAAUUCCUCCCCAGGAUAGAAACUGACUAAAAAAAUAUUAAAGCUCCUCAUUCAACAAAAUCAACAGGGUAGAUCAACAAAACAAAUGAUAAUGCCCAAAAAGUCCACCCAAAGUAGUUGAGCUAAACCUCCAUUACAUUACCCCUUCUUACAUACUUACAUCACCCAAAGACUCAUUCAUCCCCAAACUCUUACCAAAUCCACAUUACCCUCUCUCCCUCCCUUCAUGUCCGGAGAGCCACGGCCGUUGGAGAUCCACCUGAGGGUCAACUCCAAGAGAGGCACCACCAUGGUGCACCCCGUGGCGGCGGCGGAGACGGUGGAGGUUCCGAUUCAGUACCCCAGAGAGGAAGAAGUGAAGCAUUACAGAAAGUGGUUCUCUUGGCUGAUACCUCUCUUUGUGGUUGCCAACAUUGUUAUGUUUGUGAUCACUAUGUAUGUCAAUAACUGCCCGCGUAACUCUGUCUCCUGCAUUGCCUCCUUCUUGGGUCGCUUCUCCUUCCAGCCCUUCAAAGAAAACCCCCUCUUGGGCCCUUCUUCGUUGACGCUGCAAAAGAUGGGGGCUCUUGAUGUGAGCAGAGUGGUUCACAGACACCAGGGGUGGCGCCUCAUCACUUGUAUGUGGCUACAUGCUGGGGUUUUCCAUCUGUUGGCAAAUAUGCUGGGUAUUCUAGUCAUUGGAAUUCGGCUUGAGCAAGAAUUUGGGUUUGUGCUAAUUGGACUGCUAUUUGUCAUAUCUGGAUUUGGGGGGAGUUUGCUUUCUGCUCUGUUUAUCCAGUCAAACAUUUCUGUUGGUGCUUCUGGUGCACUUUUUGGCUUGCUGGGAGGCAUGCUUUCAGAACUCAUUACUAACUGGUCUAUAUAUGAUAACAAGCUAACAGCACUCCUCACCCUUGUGAUCAUCAUUGUUAUCAAUCUAGCAGUUGGAAUUCUCCCACAUGUGGACAAUUUUGCUCAUAUUGGAGGCUUUCUUACUGGAUUUCUUCUCGGAUUUGUGUUUUUGAUACGUCCCCAGUUUGGAUGGGUUAACCAACGAUAUGCUCCCCUAAAUUAUUCUCCAGGACGAGUGAAGCCUAAAUUCAAGAAAUAUCAGUGCAUCUUGUGGGUCUUCUCCCUGAUCAUUCUAGUUGUUGGGCUUUCUGUUGGGCUGGUUGCACUUCUCCAAGGUGUUGAUGCAAAUGAUCACUGCUCCUGGUGCCAUUAUCUGUCUUGUGUUCCAACUUCAAAAUGGAGCUGCCAUACAGAGGCAGCAUAUUGUCAGUCAAACCAACUUGGCAACCAGUUGAACGUAACAUGCUCAAGCAAUGGUAAAUCCAGUACAUACUUCAUGCAAAAUCCAACCAGUUCCCAGAUCCAGCAAUUGUGUACUCAACUUUGUAGUUGAGCUUUGACAAAAGUGAUGAUCGUUGGAAUGAGAUGUUCAUUUGUUCAUAUUAGUGUUUCAGGUUCUCACGAAAAACUGCACACUGCAGUGCUCUUUCGUUUAUACCUUCUGCCUUACAUUUUGCCUUUGUAGAUUUGUUCAUUUUCUUGUGUACAUAAUAUUUUGCUUGAUUUGCCUUUUUUGGGUACCUUUGUGUGAGAUCAAAGUUAUACUUAUAGAUGAUUAAUGUAUCACCCUAACUUGUGUUUGCUAA
This is a messenger RNA of Glycine soja, 1683 nucleotides long. RefSeq names its product RHOMBOID-like protein 1. Bases 273 to 1430 code for a protein of 385 amino acids. Gene Ontology annotation, molecular function: serine-type endopeptidase activity. Lineage: Eukaryota; Viridiplantae; Streptophyta; Magnoliopsida; Fabales; Fabaceae. Gene Ontology annotation, cellular component: membrane. The record is from RefSeq and is a predicted model, not a curated record. Gene Ontology annotation, biological process: proteolysis. The transcript has 6 exons.